GCUGCCGAGAGUCCGGCCCGCUCCCGCUGCUGGCGGUCCCGGCGUCGCGAGUUCCCGCUCUCCCGCCCCCUCCUUCCCACCCUCCGAGCCGGCUCCGCGCUCUCCUCGGCUUCCCGCUCCCUGCCCACGGCCCCGGCGCGGCAGCCCUAUGGCGUACAGUCAGGGCGGCGGCAAGAAGAAAGUCUGCUAUUAUUACGACGUGGACAAGGCAGAGCAUAUUGAAGGAUGUGAAAGAAAAGUAAAAAGUUCAAGAAGGUGAUAUUGGAAACUAUUACUAUGGACAAGGACAUCCAAUGAAACCUCACAGAAUCCGAAUGACUCACAACUUGCUGCUAAACUAUGGCUUAUACAGAAAAAUGGAAAUUUAUCGACCCCACAAAGCAACUGCUGAGGAAAUGACCAAGUACCAUAGUGAUGAAUACAUCAAAUUUCUCCGAUCAAUAAGGCCUGACAAUAUGUCUGAGUACAGCAAGCAAAUGCAGAGAUUUAAUGUUGGAGAAGAUUGUCCUGUAUUUGAUGGCCUGUUUGAGUUUUGUCAGCUGUCAACUGGAGGCUCUGUUGCUGGGGCAGUAAAAUUGAACAGACAACAAACAGACAUGGCUGUCAAUUGGGCUGGGGGACUUCACCAUGCCAAGAAAUCGGAGGCAUCUGGUUUCUGUUAUGUCAAUGAUAUUGUGCUUGCCAUCCUUGAGUUACUGAAGUAUCACCAAAGAGUGUUGUAUAUUGAUAUUGAUAUCCAUCAUGGUGAUGGUGUUGAAGAAGCAUUUUAUACCACAGAUCGUGUCAUGACAGUAUCAUUCCAUAAGUAUGGUGAAUAUUUUCCAGGCACAGGGGACCUUAGGGACAUUGGUGCUGGAAAAGGCAAAUACUAUGCUGUCAACUUUCCAAUGAGGGAUGGUAUAGAUGAUGAAUCAUAUGGACAGAUAUUCAAACCAAUUAUAUCUAAAGUAAUGGAGAUGUACCAGCCCAGUGCUGUGGUAUUGCAGUGUGGAGCGGAUUCACUGUCUGGGGACAGACUGGGAUGCUUUAAUCUUACUGUUAAAGGUCAUGCUAAAUGUGUGGAAGUUGUAAAGACUUUUAACUUGCCAUUGCUGAUGUUAGGAGGAGGAGGCUACACAAUUCGUAAUGUGGCUCGAUGCUGGACAUAUGAAACUGCUGUUGCCUUAGAUUGUGAAAUUCCUAAUGAGUUGCCAUACAAUGACUACUUUGAGUAUUUUGGACCAGACUUCAAGCUUCAUAUUAGUCCUUCAAAUAUGACUAAUCAGAAUACACCAGAAUAUAUGGAGAAGAUCAAGCAACGCUUAUUUGAGAAUUUGCGCAUGUUACCUCAUGCACCAGGUGUACAGAUGCAGGCCAUUCCUGAAGAUGCUGUUCAUGAAGACAGUGGAGAUGAGGAUGGAGAAGAUCCAGACAAACGCAUUUCUAUUCGAGCAUCUGAUAAGCGCAUAGCCUGUGAUGAAGAGUUUUCAGAUUCUGAAGAUGAAGGGGAAGGUGGACGACGAAACGUUGCAGAUCAUAAGAAAGGAGCAAAGAAAGCCAGAAUAGAAGAAGACAAAAAAGAGACUGAGGAUAAAAAAGCAGAUGUUAAGGAGGAGGAUAAAGCCAAGGACAGCAGUGGUGAAAAGACAGACACCAAAGGAGCAAAAUCAGAACAGCUCAGCAACCCUUGAACAAAAGAUAGCCUCUCAUCAGUUGCAGAACAUAAUACUAGAGUCUGAGAAUACCUAAAAGGAGAAAAGUUUUCGUAUGGAGAGAGACUGCUGAUUUCAUUUUGUACUAUUUGGCAUGGACUGUAUUUAUUUUCAAACGGCUUUGUUCUGUUUUUUGGCAAGUUGUAUUGUGAGUUUUCUAAUUAUGAGGCAGAAAUUCCUUUCUUCACCAUGCUUUAUGUAAUAGUAUUUAAAAAUGGAUGUGAGUUAUUAUGUUAAAUGUCUAAACUGAUCUAUUAAAGUAAUUUGCCUUUCCUGAGCUGAUUUUACCUUUUUUGUAAUUUUAUCUUUAUUAAAAAAAAAAAAAAAUCGCA
This is a messenger RNA of Vidua macroura (Pin-tailed whydah), 2023 nucleotides long. RefSeq names its product histone deacetylase 2 (gene HDAC2). The transcript is spliced from 15 exons. The record is from RefSeq and is a predicted model, not a curated record. Gene Ontology annotation, molecular function: histone deacetylase activity. The coding region runs from base 294 to 1670 and encodes 458 amino acids. Lineage: Eukaryota; Metazoa; Chordata; Aves; Passeriformes; Viduidae.